This is a messenger RNA of Cercopithifilaria johnstoni, 1038 nucleotides long. The record is from the annotation of a GenBank genome assembly. Lineage: Eukaryota; Metazoa; Nematoda; Chromadorea; Rhabditida; Onchocercidae.
AUGGCAGUCGAAUUAUUCGUUUCAUGUUUGGCAGGUAUUGAUUUGCAUGCAUUAGGAUCAAUUACACUUACAGAGUUUGAUUUUGAAAAUGCCGAAUUGCUGACAAAAGACGAAUUAUAUAAUCCGAAUGCUCUUUCGCUUGAGGAGGUAAACAAGCAUCGAUCAGAUAUACGAGGUCCAAUAGCUUCAAAAAAACGAUUUCGACGAAACGGUAUUAAUAAGCCAGCGAAAUUAUGGCCUGGUGGUAAAAUACCAUAUUCUAUAUCACCACGUUAUACGAAUCUUGAACGAGCUUUAUUAGCUAGGGCUAUAAAACAGUAUCAUGAUAAAACAUGUCUUCGAUUUGUACCACGUUCUCUAUAUGAGGGCGAUUAUCUUUUUAUCGGUAAAGUUGACGGAUGUUUUUCGGAAGUUGGACGAACAAAUGGCGUGCAAGUGCUAUCGCUAGACGAUGGCUGCUUAGAGUAUACAACGAUUAUCCAUGAAAUGAUGCAUGUUAUUGGAUUCUAUCAUGAACAUGAACGAUGGGAUCGUGACGAUUAUAUUAAUAUUUUUUGGAGGAACAUCGAUCGCGCAGCAAUCGAUCAAUUUGGUAAAGUUGAUCUAACAAAAACUUCAUAUUAUGGACAGCCGUACGAUUACCAUUCCAUUCUUCACUAUGAUAGUUUAGCAUUCAGUAAGAAUGGCUUUCCAACAAUGCUUCCCAAACAAAAAGGAUUUGCAACAACAAUUGGUAAUGCGAAAGAUUUUAGUGAAAUUGAUUUAGCAAAAAUUAAUCGAAUGUACGGAUGCCCUGAAGAGUACAUUACUCUAUUACAGCCGAGAGCUCAGAGUUCAAUGAUACAUCUGCCACUUUCAAAACGAUAUAAAAUACCAUCAAUGGAUGAUCAAUACUUUGAUGAAUUUCCCGCAAAAAUGGAACAUAAAAAUUGUAAGGAUCGUAUAAUUGCAUGCUGGAUGACCCAGGAUCGAUGUCAUUCUAAGACCUUAUUUAUACUCAUGAAAACAUUAUGUGCCAAAACUUGCAAAUUAUGUUAG